UCAAGGUUUAAACCGAUGCACUGUACAUUCAUCCGGCUGGCAGUGCUGUUAGCCAACACCUUAAAACUCUCUUCGCAGAGCUACUUGCUUGUCUGUUCUCUUUGAAUGUUUAUUAUUUCAUUUGUUUUGGUUAUACAACUUCCACCACCACUUUUUAAUAUUCCUCUCACCCUCAACCCUAGCUUGGGUUAACUGGAUUUUACUUAGGCUGUUUUGUCUUAUUACUUUAUACAUUUAAAGGGAUGGGUUCCUCCAACUCUAUGCCAGAAGAGAUUCAAGAACUUGCUGAUAAGACUGGUUUCACUUUGGAACAAAUUGAGCACCUGCAUCGGCGAUUCAAGCAGAUAAGUGGGGACCAGCCAACAAUCCGCAAAGAGAGUUUUGACAGGAUCCCCGACCUGGAAUUCAAUCCAAUUAGGUCAAAAAUUGUUCGUGCCUUUUUCGACAAGAGGAACCUACGGCAGGCAUCGGUUGGGCUAACUGACGAGAUCAACUUUGAAGAUUUCCUGACUAUCAUGUCCUAUUUCAGGCCUAUUGAGAUGAAUAUGGAUGAAGAGCAGCUGGAUCACUUUCGGAAAGAGAAACUCAAAUUUCUCUUUCACAUGUACGACUCGGACAACGACGGGAAGAUCACCCUGCAUGAAUACAGAAAAGUGGUAGAAGAGCUGCUGUCAGGGAACCCACAUCUGGAAAAGGAGUCAGCGAGGUCAAUUGCAGAUGGUGCCAUGAUGGAGGCUGCCAGCAUCUGUGUGGGACAAAUGGAGCCAGACCAGGUGUACGAGGGAAUCACUUUUGAAGACUUUCUGAAGAUGUGGCAGGGGAUUGACAUUGACACCAAGAUGCACGUCCGCUUUCUAAACAUGGAGCCUAUUGCCCAUUGUCACUGACCUUCGCCCAUCCCAGAGCCACUGGACUGCAGGGAAAGGGGAGCAAAGCCGCGGGCAGAGGAGCAAGGCCGGUGACUACUAAUGGCAGGUCCAUGCUUUGGGUACCAGAUGUCUGUCGUUUUGCUGCGGAUGCAUGUGUGAUGAAAUCCUGUGAGAUCCCUAUGUUCCCACAGGCACAGUGUUGUGCUGUGUAGAAAAUGUCUGAUUGCAGAUUCCUUCGUAUAAUAAAAUUCCCUUUUGUUUUGUA
Molecule: messenger RNA, 1134 nt
Organism: Pelodiscus sinensis (Chinese soft-shelled turtle)
Lineage: Eukaryota; Metazoa; Chordata; Testudines; Trionychidae
Gene: TESC
Product: tescalcin
Molecular function (GO): calcium ion binding
Source: RefSeq, a predicted model, not a curated record